Molecule: messenger RNA, 641 nt
Organism: Aspergillus calidoustus
Lineage: Eukaryota; Fungi; Ascomycota; Eurotiomycetes; Eurotiales; Aspergillaceae
Source: the annotation of a GenBank genome assembly
CAAGAUGUCGUCUAAGAGAGGGCGGGUUCAAUUCGACAUCGACGACGACGCAGAGAAAGAGGAUGGGCCAAAGGAAGGGAAAUUGAGAGAGGAGGAUAGCGGAUUCAACAGAUAUCGCUGGACUUGCAAUUUCUCCCGCCUGCCGGACUGAAUGAUUUGAUGUGGAUUGGAAGCAUGAAUACUGGGCAUUGCAACUAUUUGUGAAAACAUUCGCUAACCUUCCUUUUUACAACAGUCGUGGUGUUGCCGGCAACAAGCUGAAGAUGACCCUGGGUCUGCCCUGCGGUGCCGUCCUCAACUGCUGCGACAACUCCGGUGCUCGUAACCUCUAUAUCAUCUCCGUCAAGGGUAUCGGUGCUCGUCUGAACCGCCUCCCCGCCGCCGGUGUCGGUGACAUGGUCAUGGCCACCGUCAAGAAGGGAAAGCCCGAGCUCCGUAAGAAGGUCAUGCCCGCUGUCGUUGUCCGCCAGAGCAAGCCCUGGCGCCGGCCCGACGGCAUCUACCUCUACUUCGAGGACAAUGCCGGUGUUAUCGUCAACGCCAAGGGUGAGAUGAAGGGUUCUGCCAUUACCGGUCCCGUCGGUAAGGAGGCUGCUGAGCUUUGGCCUCGUAUCGCCUCCAACUCCGGUGUUGUCAUGUAA